AUGCCAUCACCGAAUAGCUACAUCCUCGUCUCGCUCCCUCUGCGGAUCUUCGAUUCUAGCGAUAAAGAUGAUGCGCUCUCUGCGAUAAGCGCAACCAUAACUUCCGAUAAUGGAACCGUCCAGCCAUUCCCGAUACCAGAGUUCAAGAUUGGCACGCUUGAUGCCCUAGUGCAACAGGCUGAUGAUCUGGCAAAGCUGGACUCGGCUUGUGAGGGCGUGGUAAAUCGGAUGGCAGAUUCGCUGAAGAAUAUUCUUGAUGGAGAUGAAGAGAAGAUCGCACAGAAUAAGAUGGUUAAUGAUAAACCGACUGAGCAGUACCUACGCACCUUUAGCUGGAACAAGAUCAGAUAUAGAUCCGACCGUCCUUUGGGAGAGCUGAUCUCUACUCUCCAGAAGGAACUCGUCAACAUCGAUAAUGAUGUCAAGGGCAAAUUUAACCAAUAUAACUCUGUGAAAAGCAACCUUGCUGCGUUGGAGCGGAGACAAACUGGCAAUCUUGCAACCAAAUCCCUCACUCCCAUCGUUGACCCUCGAAUUCUCAUUCAAGACUCCGAGUAUCUAGAGACUCACCUAGUCGUGGUUCCGUCAAAUGCCAGGAAAGAUUUCUUAAAGGCUUAUGAGACGCUCGCGCCGAUGGUGGUGCCUCGAUCGGCCGUUGAGGUUGCGAAGGAUGACGAAUUCACUCUGUUCGCCGUAACUACAUUCAAGAAACACAGCGCCGAGUUCCUCCAGAAGGCCCGAGAGCACAAGUGGACUCCCCGUCAGUACAAAUACGUUGAAGGCGGUAAAGAGGAAGAGCAGCGAGAACUUGACAGAGUCGCCAAGGAAGAGAGAAAGGUUUGGGGAGAGGCCCUACGGCUGGGACGAUCGGGCUGGAGCGAGAGCGUAAUGGUAUGGGCGCACAUCAUGACCCUCAGAGUCUUCGUCGAAACUGUGCUCCGUUACGGUCUUCCCCUGGAAUUUGUUUGCGCACUUGUCAAGACUACGCCAAAGCUGUCGAAGAAGGCGAAAACGGCUCUGGAUUCAGCAUACUCGUACCUCGGCGGAAAUGCUUUCGGAAGAGACAAAAAGGGACGUGUAACAAAGGACGACGCUGCGCUGUCUUCUGAGAUGGCUGCUGCUGGAAUAGGAUUCGGAGAAGGCAACGAGUACACGGCGUACGUGUACUACGACUUUGAAUUCCCUUAG
Messenger RNA from Phaeoacremonium minimum UCRPA7, 1188 nucleotides. RefSeq names its product putative vacuolar atp synthase subunit c 1 protein. Gene Ontology annotation, biological process: proton transmembrane transport. Gene Ontology annotation, cellular component: vacuolar proton-transporting V-type ATPase, V1 domain. The record is from RefSeq and is a predicted model, not a curated record. Lineage: Eukaryota; Fungi; Ascomycota; Sordariomycetes; Togniniales; Togniniaceae. Gene Ontology annotation, molecular function: proton-transporting ATPase activity, rotational mechanism. The coding region runs from base 1 to 1188 and encodes 395 amino acids. The transcript has 5 exons.